AUGUGGGUCCAUAAGAGACAGUGCCAACAGGGCCAGUGCCAUCAGUGGGUGGUGCCACAAGAGGACAGUGCCACCACGGGGGUGGUGACACCAGCUAUGGUGCCAACAGGGGACAGUGUCAUCAGAGGACUGAGCCACGGGGAGAAGGAGCCCUCCGGUACCUGGGAUGCUGUGCCCGAUGUCACCGCUGUGGUUGUGUCCCCAAAGUCCCCAGUGUUGUGGGGUUGUCACCUCUCCACGUUCGUCCCCGAUGUGGCCCCGUGGAGUUUGAACUUUGAACUUGAGCUGCGGAGAGGCGGGGAUGGGUGGCACGUGGGGACAGCGGAGUCGGAGCGGAGCGGCGCAGAGCGGCGGAUGGCGAUGAGUGCGCGCAGUCCCGAUGCAUCCCCGCGUCCUACGGAGGCAGCCGAAGGGCAGCAGGAAGCCAAAGCUGCCGACCCCAAAAGAACAGAGGAGGAGGAGGAGCUGAUCGACAUCGAUCUGAACGCACCCGAAACGGAGCGGGCGGCUCUCGCCAUCCAGGGGAAAUUCCGACGUUUCCAGAAACGCAAAAAGGAAUCGGGACCCUAAAGACCCCCC
This is a messenger RNA of Phasianus colchicus (ring-necked pheasant), 579 nucleotides long. It is a transcript of the gene PCP4L1, whose product is annotated as Purkinje cell protein 4 like 1. The record is from RefSeq and is a predicted model, not a curated record. Lineage: Eukaryota; Metazoa; Chordata; Aves; Galliformes; Phasianidae.